GUGCUUUCACUUGAAGUUUAGUUUGCAGUUGUGCUUUAGGCUGUGGCUUUCAGCCUAGGUGUAAUUCUGCCACAGCCUGGCUGCAAGGUCUCAGACUGGGGGCUCUGCAACAGGCAGCAGGGGGAAGUCGACUGAACUGAGCCCGCCGCCUGCUGCGCCUCUCGUCAGGGAGCACCGGGCUGAGCGUGGGUCCACCACCAGGAGGAAGCCCAAGGUUCAUCAUCCGGCACUUGUUAAGUCCUCUCUGAUCUCCAGCUGUCGUCACAGAGCAUCUCUGAUUCCAGUUAUGUCGAAUCCGGUUGGGAGUUUAUCAGAAUCUACCAUAUAUGGAUCCCGGAUGGGGAUGACAGAGGAGUCUCUUGCCCUUCUGGAGCGAAGCAGCAGCUCUGGAGAGCUUUGGGACAUGGUGGACAUCAAACCGAGUGUGUCCGGCCUUUACCUCUCCUGUUUCGACAUGCUGCUCAGCGAGGACACCACCUGGCUAGUGAAAGUUUCCGAGGCGACCCCGACUUUGACCUUACCCAUGGCUCGCCUGGAGCCACACAAGGAACCUGAACAGUGUCCCGUCAUCGACAGCCAGGAACAGGGGAUCUGUCCUGGGCUGGAGGGGCAGGUGGAGGAGCGAUCACUGGAGCAGGUGCAGAGCAUGGUGGUGGGAGAGGUGCUGAAGGACAUAGAAACGGCCUGCAAACUUCUCAAUAUCACCCCAGACCCGAUAGAGUGGAACACAGUAAAUGUCCAGAAGUGGCUGCUGUGGACUGAACAUCUGUACAGGCUUCCCCACGCAGGAAAAGCCUUCCAGGAGCUGACAGGGAAGGACCUGUGUGCCAUGAGUGAAGAAGAGUUUCGCCAGCGUUCGCCGCAAUGCGGAGACACGCUGCACGCACACCUAGACAUAUGGAAGUCAGCUGCCUGGAUGAAGGAGAGAUGUUCAGCUGGAGAUCCCAAAGCCACUGGUCUAAACAUUGGUUGUCAUGCAGGCACAGAGGCGCUUUGGUCAGAAGCAGAUUCAUCGUGUUCAGGACAACCGAUUCAUCUGUGGCAGUUUCUCAGGGAGCUUCUUCUCAAACCGCACAGCUAUGGACGCUGCAUCCGCUGGCUCAAUAAAGAAAAAGGUAUUUUCAAAAUCGAAGACUCGGCUCACGUGGCCAGACUGUGGGGACUGAGGAAGAAUCGUCCUGCGAUGAAUUACGACAAGCUGAGCCGCUCCAUACGUCAGUACUACAAGAAGGGCAUCAUCCGUAAGCCCGACGUGUCUCAGAGACUUGUGUACCAGUUUGUUCAUCCAGUAUGA
Messenger RNA from Thalassophryne amazonica, 1294 nucleotides. Its product is annotated as SAM pointed domain-containing Ets transcription factor. Gene Ontology annotation, biological process: cell differentiation; regulation of transcription by RNA polymerase II. The transcript is spliced from 6 exons. The record is from RefSeq and is a predicted model, not a curated record. The coding region runs from base 287 to 1294 and encodes 335 amino acids. Lineage: Eukaryota; Metazoa; Chordata; Actinopteri; Batrachoidiformes; Batrachoididae. Gene Ontology annotation, cellular component: nucleus. Gene Ontology annotation, molecular function: sequence-specific DNA binding; DNA-binding transcription factor activity, RNA polymerase II-specific.